CACCCGUUCCACCUGUUGCACCUGUUCCUCGCGACUGCGCGCCUGCACUGUGCUGAGCAGCCUCUCGCGCCUGCCGUCUGAUCCCGCCUCGCACGCCAGCCUCGCCGUCUCGCGAGCAUGGACCCUCACGGCCCCAGCAUGCAGCACCCCUACACAGCCAGCGGCACUGAGCCCGACAGCGCAGCGGCUGGCCCGAAGCCUGGCGGCGACGUGAAGCCGCGCCUGACCAAGGACCAGCACGACAUCCUCGAGCAGCACUUCCAGCAGCAGCACAAGCCGACCACCGGCGUCAAGAAGGCCUUCGCCGACCGCCUAGGGGUGCCCCUCGACAAGAUCAACAACUGGUUCCAGAACCGCCGCGCAAAGGUCAAGCAGGACCGCAAGAAGGCUCUGAACCAGUACAACAUGCAGCUGGGCAUGGGCAUGUACGGCCAGCAGGUGCCAGUCAUGGCCGGCCAGCACUUUGCCCAUCCAGACAUGUACCAGCAGCACCAGCAGCACCAGCUCCAGCAGCACCAGCUCCAACAGCAACAAGCACAGCUCCAGCAGCAACAGCACCAGCAGCAACAGCAGCAACAGCAUCAGCAGCAGCAACAGCAGCAACAGCACCAGCAACAGCAACUCCAGCACCAGCAGCACGUCCCACAGCAUCCGCCCCACAUGCCCAUGCCGCAAGAGUUCCGCCCCGUGACUGCUGACAUCAGCCCUGCCAGCCUACCCGUGCAACGCGUGGAUGGUCCCUCAACUCUGGACCUGGGGCCGCAGCCCUCAAUGCACCAGCCAUUCGACAUGCAACAGUACAAUCUGCGGACCAUCUCCGAGGCCGACCGCUCGACCAACUACCCCCCACAUAUGAUGAUGCACUCAGCACUCAUGGCUGCGACAGCUGGUCAAAGCUAUUUGCAGGAGAGCAUGCCCAGCGAUGCACCAGACCAGACCUAUCCCUACAGCAGCUCUUACACCAACAACAUCGCCUUCACUAUGCCCACAACGCUGCCUAACGAACCAGCGUUGCAACAAGACACAUUCAACAGUUUCACUGACUUUGGUGCAUUGGACUACAGCGCGUUGGCAGCGGCGCAGCCCGACCAAUCCGGCCGAGCUGAUGCGCAGAACAGCACAAGCACAGGUUCCAACGGACAGUCACCGUACUCGGGCAAUCAAUCCACAGCGACUCCUCAGUCUUCCAAUGGUCCCACGCCUCCAGUUGCGUCCAUUACAUCCAUGUACUCGGGCUGGAAAGAAGACCCUGCCUCAGAAGCACACCUAGAGCAAACCAACGACACCAACGACUUCGCGGCAGCUUUCAACUUUGAUGAAAGCACACCUUCUGAAAACACCAUACCCUUCUGGGAUCCGAACGGCGGUGUCCCAUCGUUCCAGCAAGCCAAUUUCUAUCAACAACUCAAUACUUCAUCUCAAGCCAUUCUUUCGUCGCCUGGACAGGGUCUGACCCGAAAGCACAGUGCAGCCGCGUCUGACUUUGAGGUCCCUCAAAUUUUUGGCGAAGAUGCAUUCAGGCGCAGGAACUCUUCGACCAGCAACCUUGCAAACAAUAUGGACGCAAUCCAGAUUCGGAAUGGAACGCCUGACGACUUCAAGCAACUCACUCAAACUUCUAGCAUUGCCGUAAGGAGACAGAAGCGACCUGUCGCAUUGAAUUCGAGUGCGAUGAGGAGCGCUUCUUACACGCCAGGCAUGCCAUCACCGGCUACCAACCCCGAUCACACCCUUAGAAGGAUCCGAUCGACGGGCAUUGCUAACGCCGGAGGACGUGUACAGAAAUCGAGACCAGGCUCAGCACAACCUUCGCCCAUGGUCUCGAGCUUUUCAGAGGCUGCUGCAUCUCCAAAGUUUGCAAGGACAUUCUCAUCCUCCAGCAUAACGACCAUGGGCAACAAUGGAAGUCUAGCGCCACCGACACCCCUCACUCCUCAAGAAAUGGGCUACUACUGGCAGCCCCCCGGCUCGGUGAGGGCUCACGGCAUGCCUGAGCACAGUAGCCCGGAGAGUCUAAACACAAAUUGGUCUUCUGAGCCUUUUGCUACAAAUCUAAAUGUCGUCAAGAGUGGCUCGCCACCGUCAACACCACUGGAUCUACAGCGACUCACUCAGGCCCGUCUUGCCCAGGACAGCAUCUACCGCGACACACCACCGCAGUCAGCCCCACCAACGCAACAAAACUUUGCUCGCAACGGCUACAUGCAGCCGCCACAGAUCCGCACUGGGUUUCAUUCGUCAACGGACCUGACCCUGGCACAGCCAAAACCCUCGCAUUUCCGGAGACCCUCGCUGCCGGCUGAUACUGCUCAGAACCAAGGUGAAGAAGCCGUCCUUGAAUAUCCUUACGGAGGAGGCUUUGGCUACAACGAGAUAUCCUUGCAGGGCAUUACGCAUAAUGUCCCCUUUGCGCCUCCUGUUUCCUCGAUGCCAGAAUUUCUGGUUCACCAGUACACGCCCUCGCAGGGCACAACUGACAUGCAUGGCAACACAAUUCGACGUAUGGACCAACCAAAGAGUUACGUUUUUGCCAACCAAAGUGCUAGCGACUUCAAGUCGUAGACGAAUGAGCGUCGUGCACAAGUAUCGUUGGUUUUUCGUUUCAGUGUUCAAAAAUCUCUGUCAGGUUGAAUACUCAAGUAUGACGAUGUUGAGGCAGAAUCACAGCGUUUGCAUCCAUUUUCUUUUUCAUUUCAUUGUUUCCAUUCAGCACCUCUACUGUGUCAGCCGUACACUUGCGUGUUCACUGGCCAUUAUUGUGCCACUAAUACUAAUAUUGGUCGUUGUAUUAUUGUUCUUCUU
Boeremia exigua is the source of this 2802-nucleotide messenger RNA. RefSeq lists its product as uncharacterized. Gene Ontology annotation, molecular function: transcription cis-regulatory region binding; DNA-binding transcription factor activity, RNA polymerase II-specific. Bases 118 to 2562 code for a protein of 814 amino acids. Gene Ontology annotation, cellular component: nucleus. Gene Ontology annotation, biological process: regulation of DNA-templated transcription. The transcript is spliced from 2 exons. The record is from RefSeq and is a predicted model, not a curated record. NCBI's taxonomy places the organism in Eukaryota, Fungi, Ascomycota, Dothideomycetes, Pleosporales, Didymellaceae.